GAUUCUGAGACCUUAUAAGCUACCUAAUGUCAGGUUUCCUCUCGUUUCUUUUCUCUGCUGAAGUUUUUUAAAUGAUGUUGAAUGGGAGUGACUCUCUCAUUCUGACAAAAUGCUGUACUUUUCUAGUGAUCUACUUGAAUCUUUACUACAAGUUAUUCUUUCAUUUUUAAGUGCUUGAGAUUAAACAUACAGAAGUCAUAUCUAUGGGAUUAUAUUCUGAAGAAUGUGACCAUAAAACAAAAACUAGAAGAAACAAUCAUUUACCUUUAGUUUCUAACAUGUUCUGGGGACAAAUUUCAUCUCAGUCUUUUUUAAACCUAACAUUUUAAUACCUUAAUUGUCACCUAAAGUAAGCUUCAGACUCUAAAUAGUAUUACUAGUUGCAGAGUCCUCUGUGGUUUGACAUUUUUCUUCUCUUGACUUGCUUCAUCUUUGUUAUUCUAGGAAUUGUAUUUGGAUUAAGAAUGGGUAAAGUGGCAUAAUGUUCUCUAGAUGACUUUUAACAUCUUAUAAAUUCCUGUUACAGAUAGCUAAGAACAAGCAGUAUGAUAUGCAUACAGAAGUUACAACCUUAAAACAAGAAAAGUGCCCAGUACCCAGUGCUGAAGAAUGGAUGCUUGAUGGGUGCAGAGCACCUGGUGGAUGCAGUAGAGAUUUCCUUAAAAAAGGCUUAGAACCAGAGACCUUCCAGAACUUUGAUGGUGGUCACACAUGUCUGGUUAGGGAUGAUGAAUUUAAAUUCCAAGGGCUUCGGCACACCGUGACUGCCAGGCAGUUGGUUGAAGCUAAGCUUCUGGACAUGAAAACAGUUGAGCAGCUGCGACUUGGGCUUAAGACUGUUGAAGAAGUUCAGAAAACCCUUAGCAAGUUUUUGACAAAAGCCACCUCAAUCGCAGGGCUUUAUCUCGAAUCCACAAAAGAAAAGAUUUCGUUUGCCUCUGCGGCCAAGAAAAUCAUAAUAGAUAAAAUGAUGGCUUUAGCCUUUUUAGAAGCUCAGGCUGCCACAGGUUUUAUAAUCGAUCCCAUUUCGGGUCAGACAUACUCUGUUGAAGAUGCCAUUCUUAAAGGAGUUAUUGACCCUGAAUUCAAAAUCAGGCUCCUUGAGGCAGAGAAGGCAGCCCUGGGAUAUUCAUAUUCUUCUAAGACUUUGUCAGUGUUUCAAGCUAUGGAAAAUAGAAUGCUUGACAGACAAAAAGGUAAACAUAUGUUGGAGGCCCAGAUUGCCAGCGGGGGCGUCAUCGACCCGGUGAGAGGCAUUCGCGUCCCUCCAGGAACUGCGCUGCAGCAGGGUUUGUUAAAUAAUGCCGUCCUCCAGUUCCUGCAUGAGCCGUCCAGCAACGCAAGAGUUUUUCCUAAUCCCAACAACAAGCAAGCUCUGUAUUACUCAGAAUUGCUGCAAAUGUGUGUAUUCGACAUAGAUUGCCAAUGCCUUCUCUUUCCAUUCGGGGAGAGGAACAUUUCCAAUCUCAAUGUCGAGAAAACUCAUAGGAUUUCUGUAGUAGAUAUUAAAUCAGGAGCAGAACUGACUGCUUAUGAGGCUUUCCAGAGAAACCUAAUCGACAAAAGUACAUAUCUUGAGCUUUCAGGGCAACAGUAUCAGUGGAAGGAAGCCACAUUUUUUGAAUCCUACGGGCAUCCUUCUCAUAUGCUGAGUGAUACUAAAACAGGGUUACAGUUCAAUAUAAAUGAGGCGAUAGAGCAGGGAACGGUUGACAAAGGCCUGGUCAAAAAGUAUCAGGAAGGCCUCAUCACGCUUACAGAACUUGCCGAUUCUUUGCUGAGCCGGUUAGUUCCCAAGAAGGAUUUGCACAGUCCCAUUGCAGGCUACUGGCUGACUGCUAGUGGGGAAAGGAUCUCUGUGCUAAAGGCCUCCCGUAGAAAUCUGGUUGAUCGGAUUACUACCCUCAGAUGCCUUGAAGCCCAAGUCAGUACAGGUGGGAUUAUCGACCCCCUGACUGGCAAAAAGUACCGGGUGGCUGAAGCUUUGCAUAGAGGCCUGGUUGACGAGGGGUUUGCCCAGCAGCUGCGACAGUGCGAAUUAGUGAUCACAGGGAUCGGCCAUCCCAUCACCAACAAAGUGAUGUCAGUGGUGGAAGCUGUGAAUGCAAAUAUCAUAAAUAAGGAAAUGGGAAUCAGAUGUUUGGAAUUCCAGUAUUUGACAGGGGGGUUGAUAGAGCCACAGGUUCGCUCCCGGUUGUCAAUAGAAGAGGCUCUCCAAGUUGGAAUUAUAGAUGUCUUCAUCGCUACAAAACUCAAAGAUCAGAAGUCGUAUGUCAGAAAUAUAAUAUGUCCCCAAACAAAAAGAAAGUUGACCUAUAAAGAAGCCUUAGAAAAAGCAGACUUUGAUUUCCACACAGGACUUAAACUCUUGGAAGUAUCUGAACCCUUGAUGACAGGAAUUUCUAGCCUCUACUAUUCUUCAUAAGAGGACAUGUUUAAAUAACUUUGCAGAGGGGUGAUGCUAUCCAGUUCAAAUCAUGAUAGUAUCAGUUAAAUAUACAGUCUACUACCUUUGUCACAGACUGCAAGCACUAUUUAUUUCUUGAGGGCUGGAAAUAGCUGAUUAUUCUGAAGAGAGAAUGAGUUUUAAAUUGAAAACAAACGAUUUACUGCUCUUAAAAAUGGUUCUAUUGAGUUUUGAGAUUAGUUUUUUAAAUCUUGCAUGCACUAAAAUAUAAACGUAUUGUACCUAGAAUAUGGGAUAAGCCUACAAGUUCACAGCACCUUUUCUUCACUCUCCAUCAUUAAAUAGGUCCGGCCUGUUGUUAGGGUUCCUGUUUACUGAAUGAUCCAUUACACUCACUGAAAGGCACUUCAGAAAGCACCAUAGAGUCAAAGUGAAAGAUGUAAAUUCAUUCCCACAUCUCUGAGGCUAUCAGAUUGCUUUGGAAAAUGAAAAAGGUUUCAGUUUUUCUGUAUGCAGUAACUUUCUUUGCAUAUUAAAUGUUUCCCACAAUCUCCCAUUUCUAGUUAGACUUUGUAAUUAAAAGCAGCAUUAUCGUGUGUUGCAAGAGGGUGAAAGAUUUUUCUUCAUUCCAUGUAGUUUUCAUAUGUGUUGUACACAUUCUCUGUUCUUUCAGCUUUCCAUUGUCUUGAUACUUUUCUUUCAAGACCGUUGUGAUUGUCAUGCUAAUGCAAAGGGCAGCGAUGCAAAGAUCUAGUGCUUCAUGAAUAAAAUUGUGAUGUUUUAUUUGUUGUAUUGAUAGACCAGCUGGGAGGUUAGACUGAUCAUGAAGGCAUGUUGGUGACAGCUUCCCUUGCUACCAUAAUCAUUUUGGAAGUACAUCUGCUAUGUGACAUGAUAAAUGUGGUUAAGUAAUUCAAUAAAAUAUCUCAGUAACCUGUG
Messenger RNA from Manis pentadactyla (Chinese pangolin), 3346 nucleotides. Its product is annotated as plectin-like. The transcript has a single exon. The record is from RefSeq and is a predicted model, not a curated record. Lineage: Eukaryota; Metazoa; Chordata; Mammalia; Pholidota; Manidae. Bases 551 to 2425 code for a protein of 624 amino acids. Gene Ontology annotation, molecular function: structural molecule activity. Gene Ontology annotation, biological process: skin development; wound healing; intermediate filament cytoskeleton organization. Gene Ontology annotation, cellular component: plasma membrane; cytoskeleton; cytoplasm.